UUUUUAAUUAUUUAUUAUUUCCGAUUAGUGAUCCAGCUACGAUCCGUUUAACCCUUUUAUAACCCUUCACUCUUCCAUUUUUUUCUACAUUCAAUUUCUUCAGCUCCUACUGUGGCUGUAUCCAAUUAUUUUCCCUCCCUUUUCGAAAUUAAUUUGUUCUGAAAAAUUUGCUGAUCCGUUGUGAUUAUUUGCGGCGAUGGCGAGUGAAGAAUUUCAGGCUCAGCCUCCGGUGCCGGCUGCGCCGCCCACUUUGCCUCCGUAUCCAGAGAUGAUUAUGGCUGCAAUUGAAGCGUUGAGCGAGGAAAGCGGAUCUAACAAAUCGUCAAUUUCGAAGCAAAUCGAAGCUACCUACGGAAACCUACCUCCGGCACACACCACACUCAUCACCCACCACCUCAACCGGAUGAAAUCUUCCGGCCAGCUCCUCUUCGUCAAGAACAACUACCUCAAACCCGGCCCCAAUUCCCCUCCUCGCCGCGGCCGAGGUCGCCCACCAAAGCCCAAAUCCUCUCCGCCGCCACGCGCCGCCCUUGCGCCUCCGCGCCCCCGCGGCCGGCCCCCCAAAUCCCGUGACCCAACCGCACCUCCACCGCCGCCUAAACCCAAGGCCGCCACAACAAGUACCGCUCCGACUCUUUCUGGGAAAAAACGCGGCCGGCCUCCAAAGUCUGCCGUUGCAAGUGCGGCGCCGCCGCCGCCUCCGCCUGCCGCCGCUGGAGGUGUAGCUCGCGGGCGUGGAAGGCCGCCUAAAGAGAAACCAGCUGCGACUGCUCCCGUAGGGGCUUAAUUGAAAGAAAUGAAAUAGUUUAGGGGGUUUAGUGGUAAUAUGUUGUUUAUGGUUAUUUAUUUAUGGGUCCUUGUAGUUUGAGUUAAUUUUAAUUUAGGACGGUGAUUGUGAUUGGUCAAGUUGAUGGUUGUUGUAACUUUGGAUGUAUAUUUAAUUGAAUUGAGAGGCUGAAAUGAUAUGGGAUUCUCCUGCCUUAAUUAGGAAAUUAAAAAAGAAAUUGCUU
This is a messenger RNA of Erythranthe guttata (spotted monkey flower), 1010 nucleotides long. RefSeq lists its product as uncharacterized. Gene Ontology annotation, biological process: negative regulation of DNA recombination; regulation of DNA-templated transcription; chromosome condensation. The record is from RefSeq and is a predicted model, not a curated record. Gene Ontology annotation, molecular function: nucleosomal DNA binding; double-stranded DNA binding. NCBI's taxonomy places the organism in Eukaryota, Viridiplantae, Streptophyta, Magnoliopsida, Lamiales, Phrymaceae. Gene Ontology annotation, cellular component: chromatin; nucleosome; nucleus.